AUGCCAGUGUACUUCCCUGUCUUCGCUGGCCUCGGAUCUCCUUCGCUCUUCUCCGCCGAGACCCUAGACACGGCAGCCAGGGAUGCUGGGCUUCCCGAAUGCAAGGCUUUCUUGCAGGGCUGUCUGGAUGUUUUUCAGACAGAGGUCCAAAAUGCCUUAGAGAGGAAAAUCCUUGACAAGGAUUCAAUCAAUUUGACAGAUUUUCUGAACAUUGCGGCGCUAAUUCGGCCCCCGCCGCAGUAUUACCAAAAUCCUUUGGUGCAGCAUACCACGCUAUACCUGAUUCAAGUCCUCCGUUACAUCAGCCAUCUGUACAUUACUCAUGGCCACAAGAGGAGGAUCCAGGGCGCCGCGGGGUUCUGCGCUGGCUUAUUGCCUGCAGCAGCAGCAGCCACGUCCGAUCCCGAGCUGUCAUUCAUCAGCCUGAUGUCACGGGCGUCUGAGUUUUUCCGGGUGGCUGUCUGGGUGGGUAUCCGGACUGAGAGUCAUCGGAGAGCAAUGACCAUGACAGAAUCAAGCCCAGAGGACUCGGAGCAUCCGCCUUGCACUUUUAUGGUGGGAAGGCUCCCACCGAGCGAGGCGGCUGAUUUGCUGGCAGAGUGGAGAAAGUAUAAGGCCGACUGCAGCAUCUACCUGUCGGCCAUCCUCGCCCCCGAUCGGGUGACCGUGAGCGGGCGGCCGUGUGAGCUGCAGGAAUUUAUUUCGCGGACAUUACCGGCUCAUUGUUACCGCAAACCGCUCAACGUCUACAGUUUGUACCACAACCGAAUGUUGUUGGCCGAGCUCCGGGGUCAGGUCCUCGAGGAUUUGCGACAGAGAGGCAGUCCCUGGAACUCGGAGAUACGACUUAUGGCACCGUUGCUCUCUACCACUACUGGACAGCCGCUCGUCCCGUCGGAGAGGGCAACCAUAGGUCAGUUUAUUGAGACCGUCUUGGAUCUGAUAUUUCUGGAUCCCGUCGACUGGGUCUGCGUCCAGGACUCCAUCGUAUCAUUCACUCGGAACCAAGAGAAUAGUGAAAGAUGUCAGAUCCUCAACUUUGGCCCGGGCUAUGGACUGUCUGCAGCCGCCUACCGAGAGAUUGUGGCCCGGCACGUCGACAUAAUCGACGCGUCGGUUGCAGAGAGAAUGGCGGAUUCGGCAUCUGGGCCAACGAAGAACGAAAUUGCCGUUGUUGGAAUGGCGGUGGACAUGCCGGGGGCGCCGGAUGUUAAUUCUCUUUGGAAGAAUUUGAUGCAGGGCGUGGAUUCGUCUUCCGAGAUACCGAAGUCCCGGUUCAAUGUGGACGAUUACUACAAGCGAGACGGCAAGAAGGGCAAUGGAAAUCGGUUUCUCCGCACUCGAUACGGCAAUUUUCUGCAGAAUGCAUUCCUGUUCGACCCAGAACUCUUCAAUAUCUCUCGUCGAGAAGCCAGUUCCAUGGAUCCCCAGCAGCGCGUGCUGCUCCAGACCGCAUACCGGGCGCUCGAGGAUGCGGGCUAUACCCCCGACAGCACGACUUCGUUUGCCCGAGAUACAUUUGGAUGCUGGGUCGGUGCGUCCACCUUGGACUGGGUUGAUAACCUCCGGAAUGAUAACGAUGUGUAUUAUAGUACAGGUAAGACCUUCUUCCAUUCUUCCUUGAAAGCGGGGGCUGAUGGGUGUACACUGGGAGGAACCCUGCGUGCCUUCUUGAGUGCGCGAAUUUCUCAUGUUUUUGGAUGGAGCGGACCUUCCAUGACGCUUGACACUGCCUGUUCCUCCUCUAUCGUAGCGUUGCAUCAAGCAGCGAGGUCCAUCCUGAUGGGAGACUGCAGAACCGCGUUAGUUGGUGCGGUGAACAUCAUCUCGAGCCCCGACAUGUAUCUGGGCCUGGACCGAGCCCACUUCCUCAGCCCGACGGGCCAAUGCAAGCCAUUUGACAUGGCGGCCGAUGGUUACUGCCGCGCCGAGGGCUGCGGAGCAUUUAUCAUCAAGAAACUUAGCGACGCGCUGGCCGAAGGGGACCGCAUCCACGCGAUCAUCAAGGGGGUCGAGAUCAACCAAAGCGGAAAUGCACACUCCAUUACACACCCGCACGUCCCCACGCAGGAGGUACUGUUUGCCAACCUAUUUCAGAAGGCGGGGAUUGAUCCGCGCGCGGUUUCUCUCGCCGAACUGCAUGGCACAGGAACACAAGUGGGGGAUCCUAGUGAAGUCGAAUGUGUCCGCCGCGUGUUAUGCAAGGAACGGGAUCCGCAUCACCCAGUUUAUCUCACAUCCAUCAAGGCCAACACCGGCCACUGCGAGGCGGCAUCGGGCAUGGCCGGUUUGGCCAAGAUCGUGCUUAUGCUCCGCUACGACAAGAUUCCUCCGCAAAUUUCCCUCCGCGAGCAGAACCCCAAAAUUCGCCCAUUCGGCGUCGACGGAGCCAUUGUAGAAAAGCACGGCUGUGAAUGGCCCCGCACAGCCUCAGGUACACCGCGACUGGCGAUCCUGAAUAACUUUGGUGCCGGUGGUUCGAACACAGUAGUCCUGGUACAGGAACACAUCAGUUCCGUGAACCACCCGCCACAAGCACAACGACGAACGGCGGAUCCAUCAGUCACACUGGUAUGCGGGUUCUCCGCGAAGAGUCCGCGCGCCCUGGCCAAACUCCAAGACGACCUAGCUGCGCACCUGGAUGCGUGGGCGACCCAAGCAGCGUCGGACAGAAAUGAUGCUGCCGUCUCGAUGCGAGACAUCUGCGCAACUCUGACGGCGCGUCGACAGCUAUACGACCAGCGUAUCGUCGUAACAGCCGAAUCAAUUGGCGAGCUUGCGCACAAGAUUAAGGCCGCCCAGCCAUCGCAUGGACUGGCUGGCCGAGCAGAAGCCAUUUUUCUAUUCUCAGGUCAGGGGUCGCAAUACCUCGGAAUGGGCCGCAGCCUCAUGUCUUUAUUCCCGGGCUUUGCCAACACAGUCAUGGCAUGCGAUCAGUGGCUCAUUGAUAACCAGUAUCCUUCCUGUCUGGCAAUUUUCGAAGCUCAACCACCCGAAAUCGGACAGGCCGGGGCCAAAACGACAGUGACUCCUCCACUUGAUCGCCUAGAAACCUGGGAGGCAUUUCAGACCGCUUUGUUCGUCCUGGAGGUGGCCCUAGCCAGGCUGUUAAUGUCGUGGGAUAUCAUUCCCACCGCAGUCGCAGGCCACAGUCUCGGCGAAUACGCAGCGCUCGUCAUUGCGGGCGUGCUAGAUUUCGAGGAUGGCCUCAAGCUCGUUGCGCAGCGCGCUCGUCUCAUGAUGCAGCGCUGCCCGCUGGACACAACAUCAAUGCUGGCAGUCAACACCAACGCGGCAGCGGUGCAAGCCUUAAUUGACUCGGACAAAUGCAACGACUUCGCGGUACUCACCAUCGCCUGCAGCAACAGUCCCACCAGUUGCGUGGUCGGCGGACCGAUUCCGACACUUCAAGCCCUUAAGCAUGUCCUGUCUCGAGGGAGUGAAGCUGCGAGGAGCAAGCUGCUCGAUGUGCCGAUGGCAUACCACACAGCCGCGAUGGAUUACGUUCUACCCGAGUUGGUCGAGUUCGCGUCCAAAGAGAUACACGUCUCGCCGCCGACGUUACCAAUCAUUUCCAACGUGCUUGGCCGGACGGUCCAGCCCGGCGAAACAGACAUCUUCUCGGCUGCGUACUUUGCCGCCCACUGCCGCAACCGUGUCGAGUUCGACGACGGUAUCAGUGACUUCCUGACCAGCGUGGCCGGGGCUACCGUGUCUACACCAAUCCAGAGGUGGAUCGAGAUUGGGCCCCAUCCAUCCGUGCAGCCGAUCCUCCGUGAACGGCUCUUGGGGGAUGCUGUAUUGCUCCCUGCACUUCUGCGAAACACUCCGGCGGAUGUGACCAUAGCGAAGCUGCUGAGCCACUUUUACGAAACCACAGACGGAGUCAACUGGCGUAAUGUCUUUGGCUGCGGCGCAUCGCUGGUGGAACUGCCGGGCAUGCCGUUCUUUCAGGAAGAGUUUCACACGCCAUAUCGCGAUACUAUGGAACCGCCUCCUUCGCAAGAGCAUGACAUCAGUGUCCAUGGCCUUUCGAUAUUCCCCUUACACUUUGUCCACGGAAAAAACAAUGAUGAUGGGGCAAUCUUCGAUACGCCUGCGGACUCGGUGAGGGGGUUCAUUGAAGGCCACCUUGUCUGCGGAUAUGCACUCUGUCCCGCCGCGGUAUAUCACGAGAUGGCUCUUGCCGCGGUUAACCUAAAUGAGUCGAAAUGCAGGAGACAAAUCCCCAAUAUAGAGAAAACAGUGUGGUCGCUCUCCAAGGUUCAGUACUCGGCCCCUUUCGUCUACGAAGAAAGCGCAGAUCAGGCGUUGCGGGUGAUUCUCAAGCCGCGCGUGGAAACUAGCCCGGGAUACGACUUCACGGUCACCUCGUACGAAGUCGGGUCGACCGUUCCCACUGACAACAUCAACAGAUAUUGCAAGGUUCAUUGUCAGGGCACUCUGCGGUGCAAGGCCAGGGCUAGCGUGGAACGGAAAUCUACCCGAAUCGCCGCUUCAUACCAGGUCCGCAUGGCGGACCUGGAUUCGUCUCCGGAUCUGCAAGUGUUCUCUCGACGUGCUAUGUAUGACAAAGUUUUCACGCGCGUCGUCUCUUAUUCCGAACCCUACCAAAAAGUCCAGCGCAUCCGCAUUGACCAGAACAAGGGCGACGCCCACGCGAUCUGUGAGGUCCCCCAAGCCCGCCUCGCGAGCAUCCCGUCGGCAAGCGCCAUUUUUAUGGACGUCUUGCUACAUGUCGCCGGGUUUGUGGCGAAUUUGCGCCUCAGCAACACGAUUAUGGCGAUUUGCACUGAAGUCGCAUCCGCGACCGUCCUACGCACUCCCGCAGAGUCCAGUGUUGCUUCGACUGACUCGGCACCGUUCGACGUUGUUUGCUCAGUCUUCGAUGUUUCAGCGGCUGGCAGCAGCUCCCGAGCCACAGUGGCAGAUGCUCAUGCACUAGAUGCGGAUGGUCGCGUUUUGGCCAUCUUCAAGGGGAUGGUAUUCCAACACGUGUCGCUAUCGCGCAUGAGCCACGCACUGACACUCGCGAGUCGGUGUCAAGGCAAGGCUGUAGCGCCAAGAGCGAAGGGAGGUUCCGUUUUGGAGAGUUUUACGCGCGCGGCAAUCCCCUCCUGUGCAAUGGGCACACCCCCCAUGUCUCUCCCGGACAGUCACCACGAUGUCAACAUUCGGCACUUGGUAGCGCAGACAUGCGGCAUUGAGCCGGACCGACUGACUGCCGAGUCGCAGCUCAAUGCCCUGGGCAUCGACUCGCUCAUGAUGAUUGAGCUAGGGAGUGAGCUGGCUAAAGCGACCGGCGGUGGACUUGCACCCGAGCCCCUCGCCCGUUGCGCGACAGUCGGCGACAUUGAAUUACUGUGCACCUCGUCGAUGUCGUCGAAUAGUAGUGCCAGCCCGACCAACGCGCCCGCUUCCACGAUUUCGGAGUCGGUGGCGAAAUUCUAUGAAGCGCAGAAUCCCAUGUCCGUGGAGGAUCCAAAGGGGACGACAGCGAGAGUGACUGACAUCAUUACCGAGAUUUGUGGCGCCAAUCCGGGGACGGUGGGUUCGAGUUCUGCGCUCCAUGCUUUGGGCAUCGACUCUUUGAUGAUGUUAGAGCUGGAAGACCAAUUUCGAGAGGUCUUCGGAGGCGACGCAGUUCCCGUGUCGGGAUUUGCUCAUUGUUGCACGGUGGGUGACCUUGAGAGACUGGCGACUGGAACAACCCUAUACCACGCCCUAACAGAUGACUCCAUGCUCUCCCCAUUCGAAGUAACCUUCCUCCCUAAGAUCUCAAAAAUGCUUGACCUCGCCCAUCAGCCUGAGAUCAUCCAGCAAACUUCCUCGUCUCCGACCACCCUCCCGAGUCUUCCGCUCUUCUUAAUCCACGAUGGCAGUGGCCUUUGCACACAGUACCGGCGUCUACAUAACCUCGGGCGCCCGACAUUUGCCAUCCAUGACCCGCUCUUCCUCUCACACAGGUUGGCUGGGCAACAAGCCUCGGCUUCUGCAUGGGCCAGUCUGCCGGCCAUGGCAGCCCACUACGCGCGAAUCAUAACGGCCACCAGCUCCGGGCCGUAUCUUCUCGGCGGCUGGUCAUUUGGAGGGGUGGUUGCAUUCGAGACUGCCCGCAUCCUAAUGGAAGAGAAAGACCAGGAAGGCCAGCCACGACCCCGCUGCGUCGCGGGCGUUGUACUCAUUGACUCCCCUCCGCCGGUGAGCCACACACCGUUAUCCGAAGAUAUCAUUCGCAUUAUCAGCUCGCCUUCGGGCAGUGCUACUGCGAACCCGACAGCCACUUUGAUCUGGAAGCUAGUACAGCGGAGUUUCCGAGCGUGUGCAGCGCUUCUUAGGGCGUUUGACCCGUUGGGUUUGCACGACGGUCGCUACGACACGGCCAACCGCGAAGCCGGUCCAAUGACGAGCUCUACUACGAGGAAUGGGGAGCUGGAGCAAUGGCCGAAAGGGAGUGACCGGCGGAUUCCCCGCAUCUUCCUGCUGCGGUCCAAUGAAGGCUGGAAGCCGCCCGUGAUGGAGAGCGAGAUCGUUAAGGCUUGUAUGCUACCGCAGCAUGUCUUUUUGGAGAAUAAGUGGCUUCAAAACCGUUCGGAUCGGUCGCUCGCGACCGCUGGUUGGGAGAUGCUGACGGCUCGUGCGGUGCCCUCGGUUGAUAUCCCGGGCAAUCACUUCCAGCCUUUUGAUACUGCCAAUGUUGACGUUGUGUCCGAGGCCGUUUGCCGCGCGUGUGUAGAUCUGACAUCAAGCUGGAUUGCGGCAGAGUAUUCAGAGGAUUGCUGA
Messenger RNA from Penicillium longicatenatum, 6783 nucleotides. RefSeq names its product polyketide synthase. The coding region runs from base 1 to 6783 and encodes 2260 amino acids. NCBI's taxonomy places the organism in Eukaryota, Fungi, Ascomycota, Eurotiomycetes, Eurotiales, Aspergillaceae. The transcript has 5 exons. Gene Ontology annotation, molecular function: 3-oxoacyl-[acyl-carrier-protein] synthase activity; phosphopantetheine binding; fatty acid synthase activity. Gene Ontology annotation, biological process: secondary metabolite biosynthetic process; fatty acid biosynthetic process. The record is from RefSeq and is a predicted model, not a curated record.